AUGGCCUGGGCUCCCUGGGGCUGCUGCCUCUGGCUGGUGCUCCUGUGCGCCACUGCCUGGAGCCACUCAGAUGCAGCGAACCUUGAAAGGACCGACGUGAGAAACUGUUCAAGCAGCCCUCCGUUCCUUCCAGUUACUGCAGUCAAUACUACGGCACGAAUAGCAGCCCUACGCCAGCAGAUAAAGGCCCAGAACCUCUCUGCCUACAUCAUUCCAGAUACGGAUGCUCACAUGAGCGAGUACAUUGGCAGCCAAGACGACAGGCGUGCGUGGAUCACAGGCUUCACAGGGACUGCAGGAACUGCUGUGGUGACCAUGGACAAGGCAGCUCUCUGGACAGACAGUCGCUACUGGACUCAGGCGGAACGACAGAUGGACUGCAACUGGGACCUCCACAGGACAGGUGGGGAAGGUGCCAUUGCCAGCUGGCUUCUUGCAGAGAUUCCUGCAGGAGGACGUGUGGGCUUCGAUCCCUUCCUCUUCUCCAUCAACUCCUGGCAGAGUUAUGACGAGGCCCUGCAAGACUCCAACAUAGAACUGGUGUCCAUUACAGCCAACCUGGUGGACUUGGUGUGGGGCUCAGAGAGGCCCCUGCUGCCCAGCCAACCCAUCUAUGCCCUGCAGGAGGAUUUCACAGGGAGCACUUGGCAGGAUAAAGUAGCUGAUAUUCGAAACCAGAUGCAGCAGCACAGCAAAGCUCCCACUGCUGUCCUUCUGUCAGCGCUCGAUGAGACAGCCUGGCUCUUCAACCUUCGCGGCAGCGACAUCCCCUAUAACCCCUUCUUCUAUUCCUACACACUGCUCACGAACAACUCCAUCAGAUUAUUUGCAAACAAGACCCGCUUUAGCCCCGAGACCCUGCAGUACCUGAACUCCAGCUGCACAGGCGCCAUGUGUGUGCAACUUGAGGAUUACGACCAAGUCCGUGACAGCGUCCAGGCCUAUGCCCAAGGGGAUGUGCGGAUCUGGAUUGGGACUAGCUAUACCACGUAUGGGCUCUACGAAGUGAUACCCAAGGAUAAACUCAUGGAAGACACAUACUCCCCGGUGAUGGUGACCAAGGCCGUGAAGAACAGGAAGGAACAGGCCCUCCUCAAGGACACCCACGUGCGGGAUGCUGUGGCUGUGAUCCGGUACUUAGUAUGGUUGGAGAAGAACGUGCCCCAAGGCACAGUGGACGAGUUCUCCGGUGCAGAGUUCCUGGAGAAGUUACGAGGAGAAGAAGACUACUUUUCAGGAUCCAGUUUUGAAACCAUCUCUGCCAGCGGCCUGAAUGCUGCCCUGGCGCACUACAGCCCGUCCGCAGAGGUGCAUCGCAAGCUGUCCACAGAUGAGAUGUACCUGGUGGAUUCUGGGGGGCAAUACUGGGACGGGACCACGGACAUCACUAGGACAGUCCACUGGGGCACGCCUUCAGCCUUCCAGAAGGAGACAUACACCCGAGUGUUGAUGGGAAAUAUCGAUCUGUCCAGACUCGUCUUUCCCGCUUCUACAUCAGGACGAGUGGUGGAAGCUUUUGCACGCAAAGCCUUAUGGGAUGUUGGGCUCAAUUAUGGACAUGGGACAGGCCAUGGUAUUGGCAACUUCCUGUGUGUGCAUGAGUGGCCAGUGGGAUUCCAGUCCAACAACAUUGCCAUGGCCAAGGGCAUGUUCACUUCCAUUGAACCUGGUUACUAUCAGGAUGGAGAGUUUGGGAUCCGUAUUGAAGACGUGGCUCUCGUAGUAGAAGCACAGACCAAGUACCCAGGGACCUACCUGACCUUCGAAGUGGUGACUUUGGUGCCCUACGACCGGAAUCUCAUUGAUGUCAACCUGCUGUCCCCUGAGCAGCUCCAGUACGUGAACCGUUACUACCAGACCAUCCGCAAUAAAGUGGGCCCGGAGCUGCUGCGGCGCCAGCUGCAGGAUGAAUAUGAGUGGCUACAGCGCCACACCGAGCCCCUGACUUCCAGAGCCCCACACACCUCCUCCAUGGCCUACAUGGUGGCAGCCUGUACUCUCGCCAUCCUGAGCUGGAGCAGCUAGAGGCACUGGCU
Molecule: messenger RNA, 2036 nt
Organism: Ochotona curzoniae (black-lipped pika)
Lineage: Eukaryota; Metazoa; Chordata; Mammalia; Lagomorpha; Ochotonidae
Gene: XPNPEP2
Product: X-prolyl aminopeptidase 2
Exons: 21
Coding region: 1-2025 (674 amino acids)
Molecular function (GO): metalloaminopeptidase activity
Source: RefSeq, a predicted model, not a curated record